Tarenaya hassleriana is the source of this 1917-nucleotide messenger RNA. RefSeq lists its product as uncharacterized. NCBI's taxonomy places the organism in Eukaryota, Viridiplantae, Streptophyta, Magnoliopsida, Brassicales, Cleomaceae. The transcript has 4 exons. The record is from RefSeq and is a predicted model, not a curated record. The coding region runs from base 664 to 1800 and encodes 378 amino acids.
UCUGUCGAAGAUAUCCGUGGAUGAGUGGAGGUACAAGCAAGCGUCCAUGGAGAAAAGCUGAAAAAGAGGACGCUUUAAGGAAAAUGGAAGCCAGCCAUUGUUGCUUUCCAGGACAGGGCUGGUCUGAGCGAGUGGAUAAGCUUCAGGACAAAAGCCAAGAUUUGAAUCUAUUUAUAGGGGCAAUGUGUUGCAGAAUGGCGGGAGAAGUAGCCAUUGUUGGUCAAGAGCCGAUCCCGAAAUAGUGGGAGCACCUUCGGUCAAAAAAAUCUGAAAAAAAAAAACACAACGAAACUGUAAUCUUCCCAUUCUCUUGGGGCUUCUUUCAAAAGAUUAAGUCCUUUGUUUUUUUCUGGUUUGGUCUUCAGAAGAUCCAACGGUCAAUAUUUAUGUUUUUCUGCAAAUUUCCGAUAUCCAUAGAUUGAUCUCUCUGUUAAGAUCGAAUUGUUCGUAUGCUUUUCUGCGAAUCUUCUGCCAUUUCUUCCUCCUGGAAUCAAGGAAAAUUUUUCUUGUUUCCUUUUUGUCCAUAGACAGAGAAGAAUCAGGAGGGUUAUUACAUGGAAAUUCAUCGAUUGUGGUGGAUUUGCCAUUGCUUUGCCGGUAAAGUAAGGGGCUCCAAGAGCUAGGGUUCAUCAGGGAAUUUCAUGGAUAUUCCUCGGCAUAAGUAUGGAACCAAAUCAAACGAAGAAGAAACCAAGUCAUGGUACAAGCAGAAGCAAAGGAAGAAGGAAUUCCAACCGUUCAAACCAUCAUCCAAAAGGAAACGAUACUGCUGAUGAUGCAGAAUCAACAAACAGAGAAGGGAAUGGAAGGAUGGUUUUGUUCCAGAUUGGGAGCAUUGCCUGUUACGAGGUUUAUAAUACAGAAGCAGCCGCCAUUGCCGGGACUGAAACCUCCAUGGCGGAGGAAUCAACAACAUCAUCCACUUCACUGUCUUCGAUAUUAUCGGAUGACAUGAUAGAGCUGAGAGCAAGAACAGAAGAGGAAAACCAGACAUCUUACGAGGAUAACCAGGAGAAAAGGAGGAACCUUUCCAAUGUUGCGUUACAUGGGUCACCGGAUAAUAACAACACGCCCAGAUCUCGGCUGUCUGGUGCGACCAACGGGUCACCGUUGUCGCCUACUCGGUCACCGCCAGUUCAAGUGAUGGAAAGGGAAGGAUAUUAUGAUCCAGAGCAGAGAAUACCAUCUUUGGUUUUCGAAAAGAUUGGAUCUUUGGAUUGGAGUGAAGCUUCCAAUGAAUCUUUGUUCAGUCUCAGCGUAGGUGGUAACAGUCUAGCACGGGAUUUCGACGUCAGUCUAGCAAAGUCGGGUGAGCUUUUAGAGUAUUGCCCGUCUCUCCCUAUUCAUCCCGAGGAUUCGGAGGGGAAGACCUCGGAAACAGAGGAGGAGCAAAGGGAAACGGAUUCUGAAGAGAAGACGUCGAUGCCAAUUCUAUCGUGGAGGGAUCUCAGUGAAUUCGAUCAUUCAGAUCAAACCCUCAGCCAUUCCAAUAUCUCAGAUCAAACUUUAACCAGUUUGCAGUAUUUUUCCUCCCCAGUAACUAAGAAGAAAAACAAGACAAGGACAAAGAGAUGUCUCUCCUGCUUCUCUUGUUGCAGAUGCUCAAAGCGUUCAUGUAAUGGCUGCUUCUCUUGUUGCAGCUGCUGCUAUUCCAGCACUCUCUCCGCCGCUUCAGCUCUGAUCUUCUUCUUCUUGUUGAUCUUUGAUUUCAGCAUGGAGUUAGAGAUAAUACAUGGAGAGAUGGGGACAGAGAAGAACAAGGGGACACAACAUAAGUGGUUCUGUUGUUGCACCUCUUAAACGGUUUAUAAUGUUUGCUCUUCCUUUGUGUUGUGUUCCUUGGAUUUGCUCGUGAGGAGGUCCCAAAACCAAAACAUUCUUUCAUCAAUCAGAUUUGUGAAUAUUUUUAUUAUCCUA